This is a messenger RNA of Gopherus evgoodei (Goodes thornscrub tortoise), 4493 nucleotides long. Its product is annotated as carbohydrate sulfotransferase 5-like. Gene Ontology annotation, molecular function: N-acetylglucosamine 6-O-sulfotransferase activity. The record is from RefSeq and is a predicted model, not a curated record. Gene Ontology annotation, biological process: keratan sulfate proteoglycan biosynthetic process; carbohydrate metabolic process; N-acetylglucosamine metabolic process. Gene Ontology annotation, cellular component: Golgi membrane. The transcript is spliced from 2 exons. Bases 2090 to 3271 code for a protein of 393 amino acids. NCBI's taxonomy places the organism in Eukaryota, Metazoa, Chordata, Testudines, Testudinidae.
CCCAGCCUGCCCUAUGGCUCUCCCCAGCCCCUUCUUCCCACACUCCCUCCCGCCGCCUGCCCCGCUCCGGAGCCGUUUGUCCCGUUCACACAUAAAAAAUCAGGACACGAUCGUCGGGGGCCAAGCGACCCCCCCCACCGCCCCCGCGCGUCUGACUCCCCGGGACCCCUGCUCCCGCUCCACGGGGGAUGCUGCCUGCGGACCGGCCCCUUCCCGGCUCCUCCCGCCGCACUGAGGCUCGGCCACGUCUGAAAGCGGCUCAUUGUCUGCGUGUCCAGCUCGGCGGCGUCUCCAGCGAGCGGGGGAAGCGGCUGCAGGUACCCGCUGGGCUUGGCGGGGGUCGCUACGUGGGAGGUUCGUUGGUUCCUUUCUGGGCUCACCCCAUGGCCAGUCCACCCCCCUGGCGAAACCCGCCUGACUCUCCCGAGCUCGGCUCCCCUGCCGGGCGGGGCAGUAGGACUGGCCCCUAGGGAGGCGCCACCCCUUCUCUCCCCAGCAGCAAGUCCCAGCUCCAACCCCCUCUGGCACUUGGGGGCAAAGGGGAGCGGAGACGAUGGGCUGGGGGUCAGGGCUCCCAGGGCUUGUUCCCGUUUCUCCAUGUAGCCUUGUUGUAGCUCUGUGGGCCGCAGGAUGUUGGAGAGACAAGGUGGGUGAGGGAAUGUGUUGGAUUGGACAUAGAGCCGCCCCUGCCUAAAAGAAGGUUAGCGUCUUGUUGGAGGAGAAAUCAGUGAUGGGGACUUGUACACAAGAAUAUACACCAGUCCUUGAGCACACUGUUCACAUAUGGCAUGCAUGAAAACCCUGCUUUCAGAAAUCUCAUCACAAACUUUAAUGCAUGGUUCCCAGGAAACAACUCUACCAAAAAAAAAAUAACUCUAGGUAGAAAGAUUAGCAUGAAUUUCUCCUGCUGUUUGCAAAAGCUUUCCCAAAAGAAAUUGCAUCACAAAACUAACAACAUUGCACCAUUUCUUCAAAGACUCUAUGCUAUUUCUGUGCAAAGAAAAAGAAAUUGUAAAAGCUUGUGUAACAGUACCAUUUGGUGAAUCCUGGCAUAUCAGAAUAAAUAAUAAGUAUUGUAAAAAUCUUUAUAUUCAGAUAAUAUGUGAUGGUUCUUGAGAGAGCCCCACUUUACUUUGCUACAACUUGUGAAAGAGUUUAGAAAAUUAUCAAGUUACACAAUUAAUAUGGAGAUAGAUUUAAUGUGUCCUAAAAAUAGCAUGACUGGGGAAUACAGCUGAAAAUAGUACAAACAUGUUUAAAUACCAAGGAAUACAUAUAAAUACCAGUAAUAUCCCAAGACCAAUUAAGAUAGCUGCACCACUAAGGGUCUGUCCACACAAGAGCUGGGAGGUAUCCUUCCCACCUCAGGCAGAUGUAUACAAGCUAGCUCUGCCCAAGCUAGCAAGCAAUGUGGCUGUGAGGGCAUGGGCAGCGGCUCAGGCUAGCCAACGAGUACUUACCUCUGAUGGGGUGUACUUAGGUGGUGAGCUUAAGAUGCUGUCUGUGCUGUCACAGCCACAGUGAUAUUUUUAGCUCAUUAGCUUGAGCAGAACUAGCAAGUGCACAUCUCCCCAAGUGAGGAAUUACCCCCACCUGUGAUGCAAAUGUGUCCUUUGAAAGGAAAUCCAGUGAAAUGGGUUUGUGGUUGGUUUAUGAUUUGAAAAAUGAGAAUUUAUAUAAUUUACAAAGUGGUAUGGUUAUUUCCAUAACUUUUUGAAUGUGUUGGGUAUAUAUGUGUAUUUCUGGAAUUGGUCCCUCCUGCAAAAUAAUAGGAGACAAAUCUAAUGUAUUGAAAAUAUCUGCUCUUUUGAGGUUCUUGUUUUUAUUUCAUGUGCUUCCUUGCAAUUUAUAUCAUACUUUGGAACGGAGAAAAAAAUCUCUAAUCUAGUCUCCUUCAUUAUACUAAUUUUAGUUGUAAUUUGUAACAAAAGUUUCAGAGAGAAGUAUAUAUAUAUUUUUAAAAUUCACAAUGCCUCUUUAAUCGCCACAAUAAUACAUAAAACAAAAGGAGUCUGGGAAGAAGACAUGGCAGACAUGUGAAUUAGAAAACUAACUACUGACAUGUAUUAGUUGCUUUCCUUCAGCCAGUAUGGUGAGACUUCGGAUUUCUAGCACCAUUGUUGUAGUUUUCCUUAUGAUUCAGACUGGAUUCUUACUAUUUAUGUAUGCUCGACAUAGCAGCUUCAUCCCUCAGUCUGAAGAGAAGCCAUCUCGGGUGCACAUCCUUAUUCUCUCUUCCUGGAGGUCAGGAUCUUCCUUCGUUGGCCAGCUGUUUAGCCAACACCCUGAUGUCUUCUACCUGAUGGAACCUGCCUGGCAUGUGUGGGUAACAAUGUAUCAGAACAGUGCCAAAGUCUUACAUAUGGCUGUUAGAGACCUAGUCAGGUCUGUCUUCAAGUGUGACAUGUCUGUGUUUGAUGCCUACAUGCCUUGGAAGAGAAAUUUGUCCGAUCUGUUCCAGUGGGCAGUGAGUCGGGCACUCUGUUCAGCUCCUGCCUGUGAUUCCUUUCAACGCACCGACAUUACCAAUGAAAUGGCCUGCAAGACCCUUUGUGGCAAGUACCCAUUCAGCAAGGUGGAGGAAGCUUGCAAGACCUAUAGCCACAUUGUCCUCAAGGAGGUCCGGUUCUUUGAUCUGACAGUUCUCUAUCCCCUUCUCACUGACCUCUCCCUGAAUCUCAAAAUCAUUCACUUGGUGCGUGAUCCCAGAGCUGUUGCCAAGUCACGAGAACAAUCAGUAAAAGCCUUAGCUCGUGACAAUGGGAUUGUUCUGAGCACCAAUGGCUCUAAAGUGGAGGACAGCAAAUAUAAAGUAAUGCAGGAAAUUUGUAGAAGUCAUGUCCAGAUUUAUGAAACAGCUACUCAAAAACCUCCAAGAUUUCUAAAAGAUCGCUAUUUAAUGAUCCGUUUUGAAGAUCUGGUACAAGAUCCCUUAUCAGAAAUCAGAGACAUGUAUAAAUUUGCAGAUCUUAGACUGACUCCCAAACUUGAAAGCUGGAUCUAUAAUAUCACACAUGGCCAGGGACCAGGAAAGAAAAGGGAAGCCUUCAAAAUCACCUCCCGAGAUGCAGUUAAUGUUUCCCAGGCCUGGAGGAAUAUUCUUUCUUUCCAUAAAAUUAAGAAAGUACAAGAAGUCUGCAAAGGUGCUAUAAAUAUGCUUGGCUAUAAACUUCUGGAUUCAGAGAAAGAGCAAAAAGAUUUGUCAUUGGAUUUAGUAGUGCCAAGACGAAGAAACCAGUUCAGUUGGUCAUCAUUCAAUCCGAAAAACUAAGACAUAUUACUUUGAGAGGGUUUUUUUGAAAUUGUAUGUAUCUGCUAUGCAAUGUGUAGGUAGUAUGAAAAGAUUUGCUGUCAAAUUUAAUCCUAGUCCUAGCUGCUAUUUUUUUCAAGUGAUUAUAAAUUUUUUUUUUUCAGUUUCACACACUGGAGAAUGUGAAACAAAUGAGAAAUGCAGCAUGAGAUUUGUCAGUUUGCAGACUUACAGCUGAGAUGAGCUGUUGUGAACACUGCAUCUUGUAAAUAUUAUAAUUUAAUAUGUUAAACUAUAUGUCUUUCAAAUGCAAAUUAAUGGGGAUGGAAAAUGUCUUUAUUUAUUGAGUAAUACUUUAAUUUUUAAACCUUGAUUAAACUCAGGAUAACAUUUGAUUAAAUAUUUUAAGGAAAUCUCAACAUUAUCUCAAAAACAAAUGCAUGGAAAUCAGGAUGACAUAAAUUCUCUCAGCUUUCUGCUUUUAUUUUAUUUUAUUUUUUUUAGUAUUCCCUGAUUUGUUAUUGUCUUUUGUAUUCUCCCCCCAACACCCUUCCAAGCUAUUUUGCAGCUCUGUGUUUUUGAAAACUUGUCUGAAUCUUUUUGUGUUUUUUAAUUUUCAAUAGUGCAGUUCAUCCUGGGAAGUCCCAGAGAACUGGGGUUACUUCUAAAAAUGACCUAUCUUUGGUUCAGCUGUGAAAUCCUGAAUUAUUUUGUCAAUAGAUUUACCUGUGCUCUGAUCUGAAUGGCAGAGUUCUCACCAGCUAUUUGAUCAAGGCACUGGAGUAGAGCUUUUGCAUUGGAGUAUGGAAUCUAAAAGCAGAAAAUAGAAGUAAAAGAUUAGAAUGAGGGAAUCAUCGUGGUAAUAGCCUGUUCAGAAGAACAUAGUCAUAUGCUCUAUAACUCCAUGACCCACACAAUAGAAACAGACCUGCUUCUACAAUCUGUAUAAUUUACAGCUUUUUUUAAAUCAAAUUCUAGUUGUAAUACUGAAAAGUCAAUUCUUAAUGAAAUUCACCACAACAAAUAUGUCUGCCUUUGAAGCUUGUGUGUUAUUUAUACUUCUGUAUGCAAUUCUUUGACAGAAACAAAUCUUGAAGCAGAAAUAAAGACUAGUUUAAAACUCUUCAUCUGAACAAAGGCAUUACAUCAUCUAACAUUUAAUCAAUUUUGGAUACACAGUUAAUAUUAAUUGAGGGAAAUAAACUCAUAAUUUUGGAAGUGGUUUGGGCAAAUCUCAAGUAUA